AUUUUCUCAGUAUGCUCAAAAUCUCACCGUUGAUGGUGGUACUGAGGAUGAGGCUGACCUUCUAAAUUCGAAGAGCAGAAAAGUACAAUUCGGUCUUUCUGAUAACAAUUCCGAAAGAUAAAUAACCUUUGAGAAGGAGUCGAUCCAAUUCAACGUCUUGCAGUUUCAAGGUUUUCAAAUCCAAAAUCAAUUUAGGGCUUUUCAUCGGAGAUAAAAAUGCCGCAGAGACACUCUAAGAACAAUAAUGACCUGGCCUUUUUCACGUACGAUGAGAAGCGUAAGCUCGGGUACGGAACCCAGAAGGAGAGGCUUGGCAAGGACUCAAUAAAUCCUUUUGAUGCUUGUUGUCUUUGCUUGAAGCCAUUCAUCGAUCCUAUGUGUUGCCAGAAAGGUCACGUAUUCUGUAAAGAAUGCAUUCUCGAGUGCCUUCUCUCCCAGAAGAAAGACAUUCAAAGAAAGUUAGCUGCUCAUGCUGCUCAGCAGAAGCAAGAGAAGGAAGAGGAAGAAGAAAAGUUGAUGUUACAGAAAGCUAGAGAGCUUGAUGCCUUUGAUCAGCAAAACCAUGGUGCAGUACCACAAUAUAGUGAUAGAAAUCACAGCCGAGAUAAGCAUGGUUUCCAUGGUGCAAAUAGUGUAAAAGCCACUUCUUAUGAAGAGGAAGCCCUUCGGACAAUGAAAGCAUUUUGGCUGCCAUCUGCUACCCCAGAAGCUCCAGCCAAGGUUGAAGCCCCUUCUACUACUACAUUCUGUCCAGAAGGCAAGGAAAGACUCAAGUUGAAAACCCUCUUCCCUGUCCAUUUUACAGGAGACAACAGUGACAGGAACAAAUAUAAUUCUCAUGAUAAGCCAUUUAUUUGUUCGAGCUGCAAGGUUACCCUGACUAACACAAUGUCACUUGUUGCCCUAAGCUCAUGUGGGCAUGUGUUCUGCAAGAAAUGCACCGACAAGUUUAUGGCUGUUGAUAAGGUUUGUUUGGUCUGCAAUAAGGCAUGUAAAGAGAGAAAUUUGGUUAACUUAGAGAAAGGAGGGACAGGGUUUACUGGCCACGGGGAUCGACUUCAGGCAACCGAUUUUAAACAUUUAGGCAGUGGUUCAGGGUUGGGGUUGGUGAGACCUGCUAUUAAGACAUAAUUUUUAAAGUUAUCUUAGUACUGUAUAAAUCCAUUGGCCCUGCCGAAGUGUUAAAUGUGUUGUAAAUUGGAUUCAUCUAUGUUUUGGCCAUGUCUCAUGAGUGAAAUAACAGCAAUGCAUUUUCUUUUUCGAA
Molecule: messenger RNA, 1264 nt
Organism: Mangifera indica (mango)
Lineage: Eukaryota; Viridiplantae; Streptophyta; Magnoliopsida; Sapindales; Anacardiaceae
Product: E3 ubiquitin-protein ligase CSU1-like
Exons: 2
Coding region: 217-1131 (304 amino acids)
Cellular component (GO): nucleus
Molecular function (GO): ubiquitin protein ligase activity
Source: RefSeq, a predicted model, not a curated record